GGUCGUGGGUACUUGGGUGAUGGUCUCGCUUGACACCCUAGGGAAGGGGCUGUCUCACUACUUGUGAUGAAGGUGAGGGCUUGCUGGGGAUCCUAGAAAAGAAACCUGCCUUUCCUGUUUACUUUGCGAGUGUAAGGAAUCUUUCCUUCCCACUCCCAACCUUUAUCGGGAAAAGACAAGACCACGGGGCUCUUUGGCUUCUUAGCUCGUUAAGAAUGGAGGAGAUGAGUGGCUGUAAUUAGUUUGAGGACAUUUACCCGAGCGACUAGGGCUGGGAGUAAUGGCAAAUGCUGUACACGCCCACAGGACACGCGCUAAAUCGUGGGCGCCUUUCUUCCCCAUUGUAAGGAGGAGCGGGUUACAGAUGGACAAAAACACGGAACACAGCUGCGUGGUUGAGAUCACACAGCUUGGUCAGGGGGGGAAGGUUUCUCUACCACCUGUGGGUGUUUAGGAAGAAGAGCUGUUUGUUUGGGUACUGGGGAUGGAACUCAGAGCCUUCGCACGGAGGGACGUCCCCAGACCUGGCAGUGUUUUGAGACAGGGCCUUGCCAAGACACUAAGUUGCCCAGGCCAGGCCCAAACUUGCCACCCUCCUCCCUCGGUGUCUCAGAAUGCUGCGAUCUCACCACGCCCGGUUGAAUUUCCUAAGAUUUUGAAAAGCUUUACAACAAAUCCACCUUUAAAAAAAACCCAAAAAACAAAUCUACCUUGUAAACGGCAAACAGCUGGGUUCUCACUCAGCUAUUGGUGCUGGUACAGGUAGAGAAAGUAAAUGAUACACAGUUGAGAUCAAAAGGGCUGGGCAAAUAGCACGGAAUAAUUAUGUAACCUAGGGGGCCCCUUACUCCAUCCUUUGUAUGCUGCUGUACAGCUGAAGAACCUCCUGCUCCUCCUCAGCCAUAACUGAGCUUUAUUUUCUUCUGGGAAAUGUCUUCGGGAAGGAAGCAGAUGGAGAAUAGUAGUUGCUAGAAAUUAUUACCUAGAGUGUAGAUUUUUGUAUUUGUUCCCGUGUUUUAAAUGAAAGUUACAGUGAAAACUUUCUCGGUGCCCUUUAAAUUUAGAUUCAGUACACUGCAUCUCUGGGGUUCUUGGAUUUUUUUGUUUCGGUGCUGAGGAUGGAACCUAGGAUCUUCUCAUGGAGCUUUAUCCGCAGCUAAUGUAUUAUUUUUUAUUUUGAGACGGGAUCAGUUUCACUCAUUUCCCCAGGUUGGGCUUGAACUUGUGAUCCUCCUGCCUCAGCUUCCCAGAGUGCUGGGAUUACAGUUAGGUGCCACCAUGCCCGGCCUGUUUUUUUUUAAGUCAGUAUAUAGAUAUUUGUGUUUAAGUGAUAAUGGGCUCAAAGGGAAGAAGAACUUCACAAGGAGGUGAUACAGGGCCCUAUUCAAAUUCCUCUCAAGACCAAAGGAGCUGGCCCGGAUCAUUUGUUGGCAGUACUUACUGGCUGAAGUCAGUUUUCAUUUCAAGGAGAGAGUGCAUCCUGAGCCGACCUGCACAGCUGAGGGAGCUUGGGCAGAGGUACAAAGCGGAUGCCACGUCGCGCAAGGAAGUGAUUACACCGCCCGGCUCUGGUGCCAGAGAACAGAUUCAAUCAGGGGCGCCUCCACCGGGCAGCCCUCUCAGAUGUUGUCUUCCAACCAGCCUUGGGCGUAGGAUGUUGGAGAACCCAGAGCAGGAGGAAGUGAUUACAGUGCGCGUUCAGGACCCCCGCGUGCAGAAUGAGGGCUCCUGGAACUCCUACGUGGACUACAAGAUCUUCCUCCAUACCAACAGCAAGGCCUUCACUGCCAAGACUUCCUGUGUGCGGCGCCGCUACCGCGAGUUCGUGUGGCUGAGAAAGCAGCUGCAGAGAAAUGCUGGCUUGAUCCCUGUCCCCGAGCUUCCUGGGAAGGCCCCCUUCUUCGGCAGCUCGGACGAGUUCAUUGAGAAGCGCCGCCAGGGCCUGCAGCACUUCCUGGAGAGGGUCCUGCAGAGCGUGGUCUUCCUGUCGGACAGCCAGCUGCACCUCUUCCUGCAAAGCCAGCUCUCGGUGCCUGAGAUCGAGGCCUGCGUGCAGGGCCGGAGCCCCACCACGGUGGCCGACGCCAUCCUGCUCUACGCCAUGUCCAACUGUGGCUGGGCCCAGGAGGAGCGGCUGGGUGUGGCCGGCCAGGCACAGGGUGAUCAGCCCAACAGUUGCUGCUUCCUUCCGAGGUCUGGGAGGAGGGCCUCGCCCUCGCCACCCCCCAGGGACGGGCAGGACCGGCUGGCAGUGUGGGCCCCUGUGGUCGACUCCGAGGCACCUUCCCUGGAAAGCCCUGCGCUGCCCCUUUCCUCCUCACCGCCAUGCUGUGGCUGCACACGGCCGGACACUGAUGAGGGCCGCUGUGCUCCCCAGCCUGCGAGGACGGCUGAGGGGGCCGACCAUGCUGUGCCUUUGGACGCUGGCCAGUUGGAUGCAGUUUGGGAAAACUAAGGUCUGCUCUGAGCUCUGGUCUACUUGAAGACAGAGAAUGAACCAGGCGUAGUGGCGUACGCCUGUCAUCCCAGCACUCAGGAGGCUGAGGCAGGAGGAUCUCUGUGAGUUCAAGGCCAACCUGGGCUACAUAGACCCUGUCUCAGCCCCCCACCCCCAAAAGACAGUCAGAGAAGGUGCAGGCAGGAGACUGGUUCUGAUGGGGUGGGACAGUGGGGAGGGGGUGGUAGGGUGCACAGAGGUCUGUCGAGAUUGUCCCUCCCGACUCCUCUGUAGAACAGAUGUUACGCAGCUAAGUUACACUGCAGGACUGGGGGCUGCUGUUUUUGCACAGGAGCCUGGAUUUAGUCUCUUGGGAGCCCAGUCUGUGGGUGAGUCUGUGGUGGGAGCCUCAGGUGAGGCUUUGGGACCUGACCGGCUGCCAUGUUGAACAUGGGCCCAACAGCUGUGCCCAUGGGGUUGCAUUCUCUUCUUGGCUGCCCGCCCCCCUUUUUUUGUUUUGUGUCCUGGACGUUGGACCCAUGGUUACUCCACUGAGCCACAUCCUUACCCUGUAUUUUUUAUUUUGAGAUGGGGUCUUGAGUUGCCCAGGCUGCCCUUGAACUCGCCAUCCUCCCGCCUCAGCCUCCUGUGGAGCUUCAGUUUUUGCUGUGGCUCCCGGAGCACUGUGUUUCUGAGGUGCUGGGCUCCUGCCACCUCCUGGCCCAGAGCUUACUCCCUUCGAGCUACUUGUUUUUCCUCACUAAUCCCGCGGGGCAGAUCAGGUGCCGAGGCCCCUUUUGCUGGGGCUUCAGCAGCUGCCAAGACCUUGGCCAGCUCCAAGCUUGGGAGAGGGGCACUGGUCCCGGCUGGAGGGAGCCAGGGGCCGGGAGCUUUGUCUUGGAGCAGCCCUGUUCUGCCUGCAGGCUUGGGGUGGCCUAGCUGUUCCCAGUCCCUUCCCAUUUAGCGGCAGCUCCAUCCCCAGGGCUCUGGAGGCCACAGAGUCGGGGGGUGGGGGGUGGGGGCCUGUUCAGUCCAGGAGGAAGAGCCGCCCAGGGAUGAGGAUGAGGCACAAGAGGCCUCGAGCCUGCACACCAAGCUGUUGCCGUUCCCUGGUGUGUGGGCUCUGUCACUCCCAGCCUCUGUGGUGGCAUCUCGUUCAGAGUUGAGGGCCUUUGGCCUGAAAUAAAACGCAAGUAUUUAAGA
Molecule: messenger RNA, 3640 nt
Organism: Heterocephalus glaber (naked mole-rat)
Lineage: Eukaryota; Metazoa; Chordata; Mammalia; Rodentia; Bathyergidae
Source: RefSeq, a predicted model, not a curated record